UGCAGACUCCGCCGGCCCGGCUCGCCCGAGCUCGCCCGCUGCUCGCCAGCCCGGGAGCGGGAGGAGAGAAUUCGAACGCUUCCGCGGUUGGCUACUCAGUAUCGUGGUUGCCUCAUUGCGGCUGGCGUUCCUUAUACAGACACAUCGUUUCUUUGUAAUACUUCCAAAGAAACGGAAUAACCUUCAAGCUGGCGGGAGCAAUGGUUCACAUAAAGAAAGGCGAGCUGACCCAGGAGGAAAAGGAGCUGCUGGAAGUCAUCGGGAAAGGUACUGUCCAAGAAGCUGGAACGCUGUUAGCCAGCAAGAAUGUUCGUGUCAACUGUUUGGAUGAGAAUGGAAUGACUCCGCUAAUGCAUGCCGCAUAUAAAGGAAAACUUGAUAUGUGCAAAUUACUUUUACGACACGGAGCUGACGUAAAUUGUCAUCAGCAUGAACAUGGAUACACAGCCCUCAUGUUUGCUGCACUUUCUGGUAAUAAAGACAUCACGUGGGUAAUGUUGGAAGCUGGUGCCGAGACAGAUGUUGUCAACUCCGUAGGAAGGACAGCAGCUCAGAUGGCAGCCUUUGUGGGUCAACAUGAUUGUGUGACUAUCAUCAACAAUUUCUUUCCUCGAGAGAGACUGGAUUAUUACACUAAACCCCAGGGAUUGGAUAAAGAGCCGAAACUGCCCCCAAAGUUGGCGGGCCCACUGCACAAAAUUAUCACCACAACAAAUCUUCAUCCUGUCAAGAUUGUGAUGCUUAUAAAUGAGAAUCCUCUGCUGGCAGAAGAAGCAGCUCUGAAUAAAUGCUACAAGGUGAUGGAUUUGAUUUGUGAGAAAUGUAUGAAGCAAAGAGACAUGAAUGAAGUCUUGGCUAUGAAAAUGCAUUACAUCAGCUGUAUCUUUCAGAAAUGCAUUAACUUCUUAAAAGAUGGAGAGAAUAAACUGGAUACUCUGAUCAAAAGCUUGUUAAAAGGCCGAGCUUCUGAUGGCUUUCCGAUAUAUCAAGAAAAGAUCAUUAGAGAAAGUAUCAGAAAAUUUCCUUACUGUGAAGCUACCCUCCUCCAGCAGCUGGUGCGAAGCAUUGCUCCGGUGGAAAUUGGUUCCGAUCCCACUGCAUUCUCUGUACUUACCCAAGCCAUCACUGGUCAGGUGGGUUUUGUGGAUGUUGAAUUUUGCACUACCUGUGGAGAAAAGGGAGCAAGUAAAAGAUGCUCAGUAUGCAAAAUGGUAAUAUAUUGUGAUCAAACCUGCCAGAAAACACACUGGUUUGCACAUAAGAAAAUCUGUAAGAAUCUCAAGGACAUUUAUGAGAAGCAACAAUUGGAAGCUGCCAAAGAAAAGAGUGAAGAGGAGAACAAUGGCAAACUCGAUGUCAAUUCUAAUUGUGUUAAUGAAGAGCAGCCAGAGGUGGAAACAGGAAUCUGCCAAGAGGAUUGCGGUCCUAAAGAUUCUACGGAAGGGGACAAGGAAUCUCUUCAGAGUGAUGCUGGCUUGGAAUGCUUACAGGAUGCUCCUGCAGGUCCACAGGCAUCUGAGGAGUAAAAGGCAGAGCAGUGCCAACAUGAUGGUCCUCCCCCUGGCAGGUAGCUGGAAAACUCAUGUGACUGUGUCCUCAUUGCCUUGUGACACCUGCAUGGCACUGUGGCAAGAUUUCAUAGAAGAGAGGCUUUCCAGCAAAGCUCUGUCCACCAUGCCCUCAUUUCCUCCUGAUUUCUGUUCUAGAGUUGGACAGAUAUUCCUAGGGAAAAACGUAUUUUUCAAAAUAUGGGAGAAAUAUUUCUUUUUCUCUUUUUUUUUAAGGAAGAUUGGCCCAGAGCUAACACCUGUUGCCAAUCUUCCUCUUUUUUUUCCCCUCCCCAAAGCCCCAGUACAUAGUUGUAUAUUCUAGUUUAAAUCCUAGUUCUUCUAUGUGGGAUGCCACCACAGAAUGGCUUGAUGCUGUGAUGUGUAGGUCUGUGCCCAGGAUCCAAGCCAGCAAACCCUGGGACCCUGAAGUGGAUCAUGCCAACUCAACCACUAUGCCACCAGGCUGGUCCUAGGAGAAACGUUUCUAUUCCCUUUCUGAACUCAGCUUUCCAGCAGUUGUUCUCAGAGGAAAAUAAAUUCCCUGAAAGAAGAAAUACAAGCUGUAGAAAACAAAGGGGCAAGGAGAACAGGUGUAGAAGAGAGGAGAUUUUCAGGAAAGAAAAAGUUUAUAGCCACAGAGAUGGGUAGUUAAAAGAAUCAUAAGUUAUAUGUGAAUAAAAUGCAUAUAAAUUACAUUUACAAAAGUGAAGUUCUAGUUAUUAGGAUGUAAGGAAAUGAAAAGCUCUAUGUUAAAGGAUCUUUGCCAUAGUUCAGCUGAUUAUAGCUUUCUAUAGAAAUUAUCCUGAGCAGUCUGAGCUUUAUGUAGUGCCUGCAGUGAUGUUUUAUCUACAGUAUUGGUACCUUCAGAAAUGUCAGAUCCCCCAGGAGGAGCUAAAGCAUAGCCAGAGUCAUCUCAGCAUGUGCAUUACAAAAGAUGUUCCAUGAAAUUUUUGAUUAAAUAAUGACUAAACAUACUGGGUCCACAAUUAUUGUAAAAUUAAUUCAUGUGCCAUAUUCCACUUGAAAGGCUGACUUUUAUCUUCAUGUAACUUUCAUGUGGCUCUUCCUGUCCAGAAACUGAUUUAUAACUGUCAUUUAUAGAAUGUUCUGGCAUCAGUUUUUAGUGUAUGUAGUAUUUAAACAGAGCAGCAGUCUGAUAGUUGAAGAUAGUGCUGUGUUUCAAAGUUUGUUGUGUUGAUUGUAAAAUAAAUUAUACCUAUUGUAUAACCAACUCA
Messenger RNA from Equus caballus (horse), 2785 nucleotides. It is a transcript of the gene ANKMY2, whose product is annotated as ankyrin repeat and MYND domain containing 2. The record is from RefSeq and is a predicted model, not a curated record. Gene Ontology annotation, molecular function: protein binding. Lineage: Eukaryota; Metazoa; Chordata; Mammalia; Perissodactyla; Equidae.